AUGCAAUUCUACUGGCCAAUGGUCGAGUUUGAUUUUCGUGUACAAAUAGCACUCUUUCCGUUUCUGUACGUGUGAAGGCAGUAAAGGCAAAAGUGAAACGCCGUCAUACUCACUCAGACUGCUCUGACGCCAUCUGGAGACAAACAUCAGCUGGACGGGCACGUGUGUUGGCAAGGUGGCAGACGGGUGAGGCCAAGCUCAGUUUCCUGGUCUGUGAGUCUAGUGCGACUUUAUGGAUUGUCCAAGUGGAAGAGGUCACAUACUUGAACAGUUUACUGGUCUGAUGAGACGCAAGCGUUCAGCUUUCGUUCUACUGUUAGCAAUUUCAACAGUUGCAUAUUUCUACUUCUACUUUUCAUACUCUACCAGGAAGUAUACACUUAUUACAGACAAGAGCAUUCACACAACAGAGCGGAGGACACACAAGUAGUUCUAAAUGAACGCCAUCGAGCAGCGAGCAUAAUUCAUUAUGCAGUCAAUAUUUUGUCAAGCAGGUCUACUAGGUCUUUUAUGGGAAUUAGUAAUCACACUAGCAAGUACGGAACAUCGUAUAACAAGCAAACUCAAUCGACUCAAUCCCAAACAGAUGAAAUGUUCAAUGAGCUAAAACGAGUUUUGACUGAACGCUGUCACAGCCCUCUCGUGAUGGAGAAAGAGUUUGUGGCAUCAAGUGAGGGUCACUUUUCUACCUUUGAGGACUAUGACAUCAGGAUGGUGCAAGUCGUUACAAGACAUGGCGAGAGAGCACCUAUGUUUGCAACAGCACUUAUAGGAAUGAAAAUUUUUUAUUGUCCAGACGGUUCGAGGCAACUUUUUUCAGCUAGUGAUUUGUCUCAUACAGUCUGCUACAAGGCUCAGAUGACAUGGACUGGCUGUAGGCAGUUGCAGUUGAUUGGUAGGCAUUUUCGUAAGGCCUAUUCAUUUAAUUUGACAGUUGGUCAACUUGAGAAUCGGAUUCGCUUAUUAUCGACUGGAAGACAGAGAACAGAUUGGUCUGCAAGGUGUCUCGUUGCUGGUUUGCUCGGCCACACUAACUACAACAAAUUAGUAAGAGUCAAUCUAGCAAUGGUGCCUUAUGCAUUACAUACUAAGUAUGUAAAGAGCUGUCCUUAUCGUGAGAAACUAUUGAAUCAAAUUCGAAAGAAUCUGAAGUAUCAACAAUCGGCGUCGUACUGGACAUCAGCGGUCAACAGAGGUAACAGUUUUAUUACUGCUACAGGAUACAACGGCAGGAAUUUGACAUAUAUUCAUCAAUUUAACGAGGCUCUUGUGUCUCACUUUUGCAAUUUGUAUCAUAAAGGCAUAUCUGCCAGCAUCACACCUUGUGUUAAGAAACAUUGUAUGCCGCCUUCUUUAUCGUUGGAGAUACUCAAGGCAGCCGAUGUCCACGUAAAGUCUCAAAAUGACCAGAAGGUAAGGAGGAUAUGUAGUCAAGAAUUGCAGAGUAAUUCAAUUGCAAAUUGCAUAACAUACAACUAAUUAAUAAUACAGUAAUUUAAUAAAUAUAAUGAUAUUAAAGGGGCACAGUCCAGAUGUUGCGCGAGGAGAACGCCUCGGAAUCCAUCUUGAAUUGUGUAUACAUUUUUCAAGUUCAUCGAAAUAAGCAACCUUUAAAAGACAAAGCUUAAAUAUUAUAAUAAGGUAGUACAUUUUCUGUAUUCUCACAAAAAACGAGGAUGCGAACGCUUUGCAGUUCACAGUUUGAGUAGCCGUACCAAAUACAACAUUAUCUUUGUAGACUCUGCAAAGACGGAACGCUUUAAAUAUAGCAGGUAGAGGUUAAAAAGCUGAAUUUAUCUGUUUUUGCAUUCGUAUAUGCAUGUGUGAGCGUCGGAUAAAUCCUGCACGUGACCGGAAGUAUACGUCUAUUGUAAUGUCGACUACAUCCGCAAGAAGCCAGCGUAGUGCAGGGAAGCACGGAGGUGCAAGACGAGGGGCUGGUCGUCGGAAAAUACAAGUAGACACAGAAUGCAAAGUAGUAAGACUGGAACGAUCUACUUACGACAGACUCCUCGCUUUGAGAGAUCGCCUACGCUUGCCCAGUUUCAACUCGCUUGCCGAAUUUCUUUUGAGGCGCGUACUCAACUGCAGGUUAGCUUGCUUGGUACUUCUGUAUCAAUUCACGAAUAACAGUCAAAGCUUACGCUUUUUCAGCUGUCAGCCAUUGUCCACUUCUCUACCGGAGCCUAAUGCGAUUGGUGACGAUUCAGCAACAUUGGAGACUAUAGCUUCCCAUUCUAGAGAACGUACAGACCAGUCUGACUGUUUGAUAGCUGCAGAUCUUCGUGAUUUAGACACAUCUGUCAGACACGUAGAAGAAAUGAUUUCUACUCCUGUACGGUCAGGCAAACUCAGUUCAAGAAGACCUCUGUUUCCAUCUACACUUAGUCCAGUAAACUCUGCAAACUCUCCAUGUCCCUCUGUGAAUUGUUCAUCAGGUUCUGAAACAGAUGAUGAGAGUAAUGAAGAUCAAGAACCUAGAAGAACGGCUGACUUGAAGACUUUACUGACUACACUAGAUGAAUCUGACCAGUCAUCUGAAGAUGAAUACCGAUAUGAAAGUGACACUGAUUGUACUUCUUCUGAUGAUGUUGAUGAGCUUGAUGCCAGUUAUCUGGAUGACAUAACCUUGUCCCCAAGCACUCACCAUGCUUCAUCACAUGACAUUGUCGAUGUCACAACCUCACCCGUCGGAAGCAAGGAAGUUCUGGAUGAUCAGUUGACUGUAAAGGACAUGAUUAUCCCAACGGUACAGUUUGGAAUUAGUGACAAAGAUUCAGGUGGACAGAUGCCUACCUCAAGUCCAUCUUCUGGAGCUAUUCCUGUUGUACGUGUCUCAGUGCAGCCAAUAGCAAUAACACCUAUCACUAUCUUUGAAAAUGAUCUUGAGAAUAGGCUGAAGUUACCCAGGGUUGUGUGUGAUGAAGAUUGCAUAUUGCAGUUGCUUGGAAAAACGUGCAGAUAUCCCUUCUGUUGGGAAGAGAUAUCGGUGCAGAAGAAGCAUAUUGGCAGCACAUUGACAUUGCAAUGGCACUGCAAGAAGUUCCACCAAGGCUCAUGGAGUAGUUCUGCACGAUGCAAAUCUCAAAAUGGAUACCCAUUCUUCAUAAAUAAUCUUUUGUUUGCUGCUUAAGUUUUUCUGUCUGGAAACAACUUCUCAAAAAUUAGUCUCUUGUGUCAGUUCUUUAGAUUGAAUUCUAUAUCACAGUCAACUUUCGAUCGCAUUCAGCGCCUAUAUAUAUGUCUGUCUGUUGUGGAACAUUGGGAAACAUCCAGAAAUGCAAUCCUCGCCGAUAUUGGAGAUCGACCAGUAGUUCUUGCUGGUGAUGGGCGCUGUGACUCACCAGGGUUCAGUGCAAAAUAUUGUGUGUACUCUCUUAUGGAUAUUGUCACACGAAAAGUUGUAGACGUUCAAUUUGUUGACAAGAGAGAGACUGAACUGAAAUCACCUAGGAUGGAGAAACUUGGACUGCAGAGAGCUUUGACAUCUAUACAAAAGAAGAUCAAAGUCAUAGAAUUAGUUACAGAUGCAUCUAUUUCUAUUUCUGCAAUGCUGGAAAGAGAUGAAACUUACAGACACUUAGUGCAUUCGUUGGAUGUUUGGCAUAAAGCCAAAAAUUAUCAAAGAUACUAUCUGAGGCAUCAAAGAAACGAGAACUGGCUGAACUCGGACCCUGGAAAAGAUCCAUAGUAAACCAUUUUUGGUGGAGUUGCCAACAAGCAAAAGGAGAUGUAGAGCGGCUAAAGACAAUUUGGAUUGGAGUCUUGCACCAUGUAAUUGGUGAACAUGAGUGGGCAACGGGUAGAUGUAGUCAUAGUGAGCUGGCAAAUGAUGACUGGCUACAGAGUGGAAAGCGUGCACUACAUGUCAAUUCACCAUCAAUGAAAUUCUUGAGAAAGGUUGUGCUUGAUCCUAAGUGGCUUAGGUCAAUGACCCAUUAUGUACGAUGUCGCCAAACAAGUGCGCUUGAAAACUAUCACAAUUUAAUCCUUAAAUAUGCUUCCAAAAGAAUAGCAUUUGGGUAUGAAGCCUUCAAGGCCCGUUGUUUGCUAGCGGCCAUGGAUCAUAAUGAGCACACAACUCUGGAACAGGCUAUAACAAAAACAACAAGACAACCAAGAUUUCACCGGAAGUUUAAUAAAAAUUCCCAGCAGUGGACCGUAAGGAAGGUGAAGGAAAGAAAACAGUACAAUCACGUAACUGGGAUAAUACAUACGAUCGCAAAAAAGCGAAUGGAAGAGGAAGAGUCAACUCAUCGUCACACAGUGUUUUUACAGCAAAACCCCAACACAUUGCUCAAACUACUGCUCCAGUUAGUCCACCAUCAACUGCUGAUCUGGCAGAAAGGCAGUGUAGUAGGACAGGUACAGUUUAGGUUACCUCACCAUUCUUGUGCUACCACAAUGACUGCCAUUGUGUUUGUUAAUACUGCUGUUGUGUUGUAUUGUUGCAUCACUGAUAUAAAUGUAUAGGUUCACAGCAUCUCACCAGGCCAUAGUUGCAUAGGCUCAAGCAAUACAGUAAUACAUGAGGACACAUCUGGUCACACAGGAUGAUGCAACACAUCUGUGUCCUCUGCCCAAGUGAGCAUGCUGACAUACUUCAUAAUGUUACAGUACCUGCAUGUUAUCAAAAACAAACACAAUAGAGAUACUUCAAUGUCUUCCUGCAGGUGAAAGUCACUAGCUGAUUUGCUAGCCUGUUCUUUCACCGAUAUAUAGACGAGAGUAGAUACACACUAUGGAUGGCAGAAAGGCGGUAGAAAGGUGGGCAGGUAGGACAGCAACUGACCCACAAAAUGUAUGCUCAGGACCCAGUCACCUGUUGAAACUUUCUCUGGCACUUUUGCAGCAGAUGUAUUAAAACAAUAAACUACAGGAAGAUAUGACUCUGCCACAAGUACCAAGAGUCUGUAUUCUUGUGUUUUGCUUGGUGUUGUCUUGUUUUGCAGUCUAUGAUGGGUGCCAGCUGUCAACAAGAAAUAUGUAGAGCGUUUAAAGGCAAACCAUGAAUGCAGUGACUCAAAAUUGAUGGCAGACUAGCACGUUAUAGUGCUGUAUAUAAACGUCUUAUCCAGACAUGAAGGACCAGUAAGUAGUACUUCACUAGUGAUGGAUGGCAGAUGGAUAAGAAAGGGUCGUUGUUGUGUACCAGCUAUUGAAUAUCUAUAGGGUAAGUAUUCAAACCAGUCAGAAUUAUUACAUACUUGUGUUUCUUUCAGUUAGUGCCAAGCUAACAACAAGUUGCCUAGGGUCAACUGACAUGAGAAUUGCAGUUAUUUGCCAUAGCUGAAUUAUACUGACAAUGACAUAAAAUUUCACAGUUUGCAUGCAUCUAACUUCUAAGAAUACACAACUACUACUAAACUAAACAA
This is a messenger RNA of Corticium candelabrum, 5375 nucleotides long. RefSeq names its product 2-phosphoxylose phosphatase 1-like. The record is from RefSeq and is a predicted model, not a curated record. The transcript has 14 exons. Bases 1820 to 3133 code for a protein of 437 amino acids. Lineage: Eukaryota; Metazoa; Porifera; Homoscleromorpha; Homosclerophorida; Plakinidae. Gene Ontology annotation, molecular function: phosphatase activity. Gene Ontology annotation, cellular component: Golgi apparatus. Gene Ontology annotation, biological process: chondroitin sulfate proteoglycan biosynthetic process; dephosphorylation; glycosaminoglycan biosynthetic process.